Molecule: messenger RNA, 762 nt
Organism: Arachis ipaensis
Lineage: Eukaryota; Viridiplantae; Streptophyta; Magnoliopsida; Fabales; Fabaceae
Source: RefSeq, a predicted model, not a curated record
AUGUAAAUUGAUUUCGGCAUAUAUUUAUAGAUUGUAUCUGCCAUGUGCAUCAUCCUCAACCAGAAAAAUGAUAAAAGGUUUCAAGAACAAGUAUACUGUCUCCCCCCCGAUAUUGCGAACAUGGCCCUUUCGAAGCACCCAAAGGGGGAAUUCAUAUCACCUAAAACCAAUAAAGAAUUCAAGGUGGAAGACUACCCGAGUUUUAUUCCCUUCAUAGAUGCAAAAAAAUUAACUUCUCAUCGAUAUAUUUUUGCACCUGUUUGCUACUCGGGCCAUUGGUGGUUAUGGGUGAUUGAUACAACAAAGCGGAGAUGUCAUAUACUUGACCCGCUACACAAGAAAGCUCCAAGCGAAGAGAGAAAGCAGCUUAAUAAAUUUACUGGAUAUGUAUUUUCAAGAUUGAGAGCAUAUGCCGGUGGGGAACCUCUGAAGAAAGACGAGAAGGAGAAGGAAAUUAAAGCAUCAUAUGUUAAAAUAUCAGGCCAAAAAUCAAGCUAUGACUGCGCUAUCUACGUUAUGAAGUGGCUUGAGUUAAUUGAGCCGGAAAACAUUAAAAAGGGAAAGUAUGAAUGGGAUAAUUGGAAACAGGAGGAGGUGGACCACUAUAGAGUGGAGUAUGCUUCGCAGAUACUAUUCAGUGAAAUGAAUAAAGAGAGAGAUCAAGCAAUUAGAGAGAGUAAUGCAAUAAGGCUAUCGAAGCCAUCCUCCGUAUUAUUGAGUCCGUUUUGUCAAAUAAAUUCUACUGAUAUAGAAACUGCGUAA